CUUGGAUGUCGGGACCCCGGUCAAGUCGCUUGACAGCCCACCCAGGCCUGCUCCCCCUCCUACCAAGCCCAGGAGCAAACAGCCUCGGCCUAUAAGGUUCCUUAGCCUGCCAAAGGCUGCCACCGGCUCAGGGAGAAGAAGAUCGAGGGCUUGACCUUUCUCCGUGUGAUGGCUCAGAACCACAUGGACAUACUGAUGCCUAAACUCCAUGAUAUCUGCCAUGCCAUUAUAAAUGAGGUGAAGAACCUGCGCUCUGCAGUGUCCUGUGCUGCCAUGGCCACACUGGGUGACAUGUACGUCCACCUCCAGAGGGCCAUGGACAGUGAGGUGGAGGGGACGGCACGCGUGCUGCUGCACAAAACCAGCGAGGCCAACGCCUUCAUCCGGCAGGGCGCCAACUUUGCCCUGGGUCACAUGGUGCAGAGCUGCACCCCUACACGUGUCAUGAAUGCCCUGCUGGUCGGUGGGCUGAGCCACCGUAACGCUGCGGUGAGGAGCUGCACUGCUCAGCACCUGGAGAGACUGGCUGAGGUCAUGGGGGCGGCUCGUCUCCUGUCGGGGAAGAAAGACCUCACUGACCGUUUCUUGAUUGCCGUCAGUAAACUGGCUGUGGACCCUGCACAGGAAGUCAGGCAUCAUGGUCGCAAUAUCUUGAGCAACAUGGCCACCAAUGGCGACUUUCCUAAAAUGUGGGACAAAUUCGCUCCGAGGAAAGAGAGAGAAUCCUUGAGGGAGGUCAUCUCAAAGGUUAUCCUCAAAGAAAGGUGGCUCCCCUUCCCGUUCGGGUGGCGCUCGGCGGUCGUCGUCACCGGCCUACUAGCUGCCACUGAUUCUUUCCUCCCCCUCUUUGUCUGUUUAUUGGUUACACCUGUUGUGUAUUUGCUGAUUAGUUUGGCUUUAUUAGCCAGCCGACCCGCCUGCUCUUUGUGCGGGAUUGUUUUGUGUAACUUGUGUGCACGUCUGUGGGUUACUUGUUUCCCAUUUUGUGGGUUUUGCUGGACAGUUUAAGUCCCCAUGUUUGGGGCGUUGUUUUGUUGUACGCCCUGUGUUUUCGUGGGGUUGGCUUAUGUUCGCCGUUUUGUGCAUUAAACUACCCUGAACUCUCUGCUUCCUGCGCCUGACUUCUCACCCACUACACCCAGAAUGUUACAAUACUGUAAGAUUAUAUCUUUCUGUCUUUUCUCUUUUUCAACAGGAAUAUCUGAAUCAUCCCCAACUUGACUAUAUAUUUGUAUGUAAAUAUUUGCACAUUUCCCAACUUGACUAUUAUCCCCUCCAGUCCCCAAACUCCAAUAUUUUCUCUCAUUCUAUGAAAUUUGACACUAUCAUCCAACCCCCAUGUAAAUGCAUCUUUAAACUGCAUUGACUCCUUGUCCAAGUCCUGAAUCCACUAUAAGGCCAUAUGAACCACAUUCAAAGCACUAAAUUACCUUUCCUCGAAGCUCCUAUCUGAUCUACCAGCUCAAUAGUGGUCUACUGAAACCAUACUCACCAU
Oncorhynchus keta (chum salmon) is the source of this 1495-nucleotide messenger RNA. RefSeq names its product TOG array regulator of axonemal microtubules protein 1-like. Gene Ontology annotation, cellular component: cilium; cytoplasmic microtubule. Lineage: Eukaryota; Metazoa; Chordata; Actinopteri; Salmoniformes; Salmonidae. The coding region runs from base 169 to 1008 and encodes 279 amino acids. Gene Ontology annotation, molecular function: microtubule binding. The record is from RefSeq and is a predicted model, not a curated record. Gene Ontology annotation, biological process: microtubule cytoskeleton organization. The transcript has 6 exons.